GUGGUAAGGCUGACUUGCUGACAACUUUUCUGAGAAGAGACCAUUUUGUAUUAGAGGAAGCAGUAUCUCUCUUGGAUGUGCUAACAACGUGAUUCUGAAAUAAAAAGACUGCUAAGGAGAAGAAGGAGCUGGGCGUUUAGGCAAAGGGAUUACUGGACUUGCUGGAGCUGAGCACACGCAGGGGAUAUAUGGCCGUUUCACUGACACUACUGGCAUGAACGUUCUCUAACUGCCUGGAAGAGAAAACGUAAAAUGGAUUUGAGAAACAUUCCCUAUCGUUCAGACGUGGUUACGUGGAACCCAGAUGACUUAGCAGAAUAUUUCAAGACAUUAAAGUACAAGGAUUGUGAGAAAGUCGUGAGAAAGUACAGUAUAAAUGGACAAAGAUUUUUGAACAUGUCUGAAAAUGAUAUUCAGAAAUUUCCCAAACUCAGAGUGCCAAUUAUAAGUAAAUUAAGCCAGGAAAUUAACAGAAAUGAAGGAAGGAUAUCAUUCUUUCCAAAACGGGCCCAAACACAAAAGUUUCCUGAAAACCCAGGAUACAGUCAAGAAGAAGAAGAUGACUGGUCUUCAUUUGAUGAAGACGAUGACUAUGAAAGCCCUGAUGAUGAUCAGGAAAAGGAAGAUGAUGCUGACUAUGAAUCACCAACAGAAGAACCUGAGGAAGCAGAACAUGACAGCGAUGGCUAUGAGCCGCCUCCAUCCAAUAACGAUGAAGCACACCACAAUGUCAUAUUUCCUGCCAAGUCACUUGCAAACAAUACAGAUUACAUAGACAGACCUUCAACAGCUAGAUCAUCAAAUCAGCCUCCAGUACCACCCCAGCGACCUGGCCCCUCCCCAGUACCAGCCCCACCUGGGGGAAGAGGUGCUCCUCUGCCACCCUUUCCUCCUCAAUUAAGCAACAAUGACUUGAACAGAGACAGAAAUAUCAAGCCUUCGAAACCUCCAGCUCCUUCUAUAGACAGAAGCACGAAACCCCCACUGGAUCGUCCUGCUCCGCCGUUUGAAAGAGAAAGCCCAGUAUCAGGAAGGAAGCCAGGCUUUCCUGAAAAGCCUCUGACUCCACAACUAAGAUCCCUGGGGGAACAGCUAGCAAUGAUGCCAAAACCUCCUGUCCCACCAAGUGAUAGAUAUGAAAGAGGCAAUCCAUCUCCCUUAAGGAAGCAACACCCUGUAAAGCAGGGAUGGCCACCACAAAAAAAACCUGAGGAAGAAGAUGAGAUUGCACCCCAAAGAUCAGUGCCACAGCUGUCUUUGCCCCCAUACAGCUCCAAUACAUUCCCUUCAAGAUCUAUCAAGCCUCCACCUAAGCCAGGAUCCAACAGUAUGCCUGGUGCAGAAAGUGCUAGCGGCCUGCCUUCAAGUGGCUCACUACCACCACGCUUCCAACUCGGCAACAACCACAGAUCUCCUUCAAGAGGCAAUGCAGAUGUAAGGCCUCCACUGCCAAUUCCUAGCAGACAGACUGUUCCCCCACCAAACACAGAGGAAGACGAGGAGUCACUAAAUGAUGAAUGGUAUGUUGCUGAUAUUAGCCGGCCGGAGGCAGAAGCCGCUCUUCGAAGAAUAAACAAGGAUGGAACUUUCUUGGUGAGAGACAGCUCAAGAAAAACUGCUACUCAUCCAUAUGUACUGAUGGUUUUAUACAGAGACAAAGUAUACAACAUUCAGAUUCGUUACCAGGAGCAAAAUCAAGUAUAUUUGUUAGGAACCGGCUUAAAAGGAAAAGAGGAUUUUUCUUCUGUAGCAGAUAUCAUUGAUUACUUCCAAAGAACACCCCUUCUUCUGAUUGAUGGAAAAGACAGGGGUUCAAGAAACCAGUGCAUGUUAAAAUAUGCUGCAGGACAUAUUUAACUGAGAGCCUAAUGAAGGUCAUGUACAGGUUCAAAGUCUGCUAUAGUCUGUAAGCCUCAGCGUAUUUCCUUUUUCAAUGAACUUAAGUCAUAAAGCGGCAAUUAAAAAUCCUUUUAAGAAAAAAAAGGACAAUGCUUUUAUUUUUAAAACAUGCUUUAAAUGCGAUAAAGCUGAUCUUCCUACAAUGUAUUUAUUAUUGUCCACUCAUCACACACUGCAUGAGAACUCUUUAUGUGAGGAAAACUGUCUUCCAACAUACAUACAUCUUAUUGAAACGAUUUCCAUGCUAAAUUAGAGGACCCAUGACAUACAUACCAAUACAGGUCUUUUCUUUCUUAGGAAGAAAAAUUGUAAGCUAUUUUUCAGGUCUGAAUUGCAGUAGCAAUUACAUUAUGUAAAGUGAUAUAAAGUAGACCCAAAUCUUGGCAAAGUUGAGCAGCAGACAAAGUCAACAAAAGCUUUAUUUUUCACAGUCCACUUCUCAGUAAAUCCAGCCAUGGACAAUUCUCUCAAAAGACUGGGACUCUGGCCUGACCCUAAAACCACCUAACUUUCAGUGAUACAGAAACCCUGGAUAUUAAUCUGGCUAUCAAGAUCUGUGUCCAUGUUAUUCAUCUAUUAAACAGUCUCUGGUCACCCUUUUUUUGGAAAAACAGACUAUACAGAGAUACCACCUUCUAUCUGCCACACCAUUUGUAAGUCACUGAUAGCAUAUCCUGUCCCUCAAAAUGGAAGUAUGCAUCUCCUAGGAUCCUUCAUCCUCAUUCAGAAAGAAGCUUUUCUUCCUUACCAGAGGCUUUCCUUUAGCUGUCUCUUCCUCUCUAAAUUAAGUAAUUACUGUUUCACAAGAGACAUCACCCAGAUCAUCAUCAUGUGAUUCUCAAUUGGCAGACCACACCCAAGUCUGUUAGAAAGCAGGCAGAUACAAUCAGGAUAAGCUGAGUUCCUCUUACAAAACUGCUUUCUGUUCUUACUGUAUUUUUUCAAGAAAAAUAACAACAUUCUCAGUUCUAAAAUGUAAGCUGCACCUAAAGACUACUGAAGAAUCAUUACAUCAAGAGUUUUUUCCCAUUCCUCUAUAAGUGGGACUUACCCAAUUGUUUGUCUAGGUUUUCUACUGACUUGUUUUCUGAGAAAGACCUUAAUUUGAGACGUACCUUGGACUUUGUCACACUUCUUUUCCUUAAAGUUAUUUUGUGUGUGUAUCUCUUGAAACAGCUGAACCACAAUUCAAGGCAGGAUAAUAUCUUCAGUGUAAUUUGUAUAGUUUCUCAGAUAAGAUAAUCAGAUUUCAUAAACAGUUCUACAACUUUAAAUAUAUUUAUUUUGUAAAUGUUAUCUUCAUUUCCAAUAUAUUUUGCUAGAAGCUGGAUUUAGAGCUAAAGAGUUUCAUUUUCAUGUAGCUAUGAGCCCCCAACCCCAAAGGAUGAAGAAUAAAACUGAAAAAAAAAAUCUUCAACCGACAAGACUGAUUUCUAGCACUAUAUAUUUUUUUAAAAUUUGCUAUUAAUCUUGAGAAGGAAGACUCAGGACUUAUGUUUAUCCCAAAAUGCUAAAAUUAAGAACAAAUGCCCCAUAUUACCACUGUGAGCUGGAGGUUUGUAAUAUUAUUCUACAACAUCACCUUGAAAAUUCUGAUAACCUGAAGUGCCUUCUGUGGAAUUGUGUCUUGUUUUAAAUCAUCUUGUUAGUGAAAAAGCAACAAAAUACAAACCAGCAUAACAAAUUAUAACACUGCAUAUUUUCUUUUCAGCAGAGUAAAUCUGGAUUUGAUUAUUCAGAAAAAUACAUUUUGUCUGAAUAAAAACAUCUCUCAAUAUUGAAACAUUUCCGCAAGUACAGUAUGUUUGAAUAUUCACUGUAAUAAAAUAUACAAAAAUGUUGGCUACCCAAAUUUGGGACCAAUAAGGACAGAGUGUUUAAACCAGUAACUCUUGCUUUCUUUUUUUAGCUAGUUGCAUUAGAAGGUCACUACAGAAACUAGAAUGAAAGUACUUUUGGUUUUCCAGAAGUUGCCUGCUAUUUAGCUCCCUUCCACAGUAACAUUUUUAGAAUAAGGAAGGCAGAUCAAAUGACAAGUUGCAGUUUCUCUUUUGCUGAUCCCUCCUUUUCCCGUUUCCCCUAGCAGCAUUGAGAUAAGAGAUAGCAAUGACUUGAAAUAAUUUAAAAUCUUCUGUUAAUGUUCCGAUAGGUCCCUGAAAGGAGACAACUACAUGUGAAAAAAUUUAUGCCCAAUUUCCUGUCCUUUCUAGUUAAUGAUGUCACUCUUAGCCUAAUACGUUUAAUUUAGAGAAUUUGGGUUAAAAAUUGUCUUAAAGUCAAUAAGCUAAUUAUAACAUUUUUUCUGUUCUACAUUUCCUGUUUAAAAUAACAAUAUUCUAAGUGAGGAAAACCAUACUAUCUUUUACAGCUCAAACUGAAGGACUAUUAAUAGAAGGUAAUGCACGAAAAUGAACAGUAUUACUUAAUUCUUCAAACUCCCAGGUUUUUUUCGUCAGCUUCUCUUAGAUCUUUGGCCUUCAUGGGAUGGCUGAAAUUCAAAAUAAGGUCACAGAGCAGUAGCUGGCUUUCCACUGUAAGACAAAGGGUAAUGUAUUGUCAUGGCAUUUAUUGAAUGGUAGAUACUAAGUGAAAGGCAAUUUAACGCAGCACUUUCAAGUGUUCAUCCCUCAACUCUUUCAUAAACUAAAAGGAUCAUUUUGGCUUGGUUUUACUCCAAUUUACUCCAAAGCAGUUAAAUAAAGUUUGGCACUAGGGUAUUAGUACUACUUCUAUUAGGAGACUAUUGUGUCCCUAUAAAGUAAUUACUUUGUUUAUCUAACAGUUUUUUUCCAUGUUUAGCUAGUAUGAUUCCAUGCUUAUGUAAAUAUUGUUUCAUUAAUUUUUCAAAACAAAAGAGCAAGUUUCCUGUUUCAUUACAUUAAAAAAAAGCUCUAUGAUAAAGAAAACAUGAGCGAUUCACAACUGAACAUUCUUUUAAACAAUGCCUUAACAUCUUCCUGUUUAAGUGGGUGAUGACCUCAGAAUUACCAUUUAGUUUCUUCAGCUCAUUGGACAUUUUAUCGACAUUUUUAAUCGCAGCUUCAAGGUUAAACUGCUGAUCAGUAGCAUCAGUUUUAAAUAUCUGUAUGAAAUACAAUCAAAAUAUAACUGGUACUGCACAUGUGUUCCUUAAAACUCAGUAAUAAUAUUUUAGCUAAAACUCCCCCCCUCCACUUUUCUAAUUAUCCAAUUAGACAUGGCAAAUACUAAACACUCAGGUUUCAUUCUUACUUUCUAUUCCACAUGAAUUCCCCUCCCCCCCUUUUUUUUUUACUAACAACUGCAAUAAAAUGAGUUAUAUCUAAAAUUUCCUCCCCUCACCAUCAUUUUUUUCAUUUUUGUUUUUGACCCUGUUUUUUCCUAGAGAAUGUUUAGUGAGCUAAUCUUCAGAUCAUAGUUAGUCAGCCACAAGAUGGAGCUGUUGUAAAGUUAACAUGAAUAAAACAAAUUCAUGUCACUAUUGGAGACCAUAUUCCCUUCCUUUAACACUUAAUUAAAGGAAAAAAACCAUAAAAAUCUGCUGAAAAUUAAGAUCUGAAACCAUUUCAAAGGAAGUACCAUUAGCAUUUCUUUCAUUUACACUAUAUUCUUCAAAUAGCUCCACUUUUUAAGAAUUUUAUUUUAAGAAAACAUUAAUAAAAUUGCAUAUAUUGAAUUUUUACUGGAAUAGUUAUCAGCCCUCUAUUUAUCAUCCAGAAAACAACUAUCUGGAAAAACUCUGGGUAACUCUGUAAACUAUUCGUAAAUAACGCUCACUGUAUCGAACAUCUGCAUGCAUUGUGGAGUAUGACAAUAAAACUGAACGUGCAUUUAUCAUA
Messenger RNA from Dromaius novaehollandiae (emu), 5717 nucleotides. It is a transcript of the gene LCP2, whose product is annotated as lymphocyte cytosolic protein 2. The transcript has 21 exons. The record is from RefSeq and is a predicted model, not a curated record. Lineage: Eukaryota; Metazoa; Chordata; Aves; Casuariiformes; Dromaiidae. Gene Ontology annotation, biological process: intracellular signal transduction; cell surface receptor protein tyrosine kinase signaling pathway. Gene Ontology annotation, molecular function: protein binding. The coding region runs from base 253 to 1857 and encodes 534 amino acids.